AUGAGCGCAGAUACGGAAUGCAUGGCCUUCAACUUGGACUGGUGUCGCUGUGGCAAGCGCACGGCCGAGGACGAGUUGUACUGCUCAGUCGAGUGCUUCCAGGACGACCUCGAGGCCAACAAGUCCGUCGAGCGUCUCUCGGAGGAUUGCAUCCUCAAGCUCUCCUCGGGCGCCCGCAGCUCGUCGCCGCGCCGGCUCUCGCUGUCGUCGUCGGACCGACGAGCCCUGGCGAUGCUGCAAGGCCCCCCGGCUCCGCCCCUCGGCAACACCCUGUCUGGAGCCCGCCCGGGACGACGAUCGCUCUCGCGCCGACGUUCGAUGUGCCGCAGCGCCAGCGAGUCGGCCCUCAGCCCACCGCCUUCCUCGGCCAAGUCGGCCGCCCUCCGAGUCAAGACCAGCGCCGCGGUCCGAGCCAAGACCGUGGCGGCAUCGGGACUGGUGUCGACAAUCUCGGCCCCGGCGCUAGUCACCCCUCCUCCAAGCGAGAAAGGAGCAGCAGCAGGAGCGACAGCAACAGCAGCAGCAGCAGUGACGGCGGCGACCAAGGCAACGCUCGUCCCAAGCCCACACCUGGCUCAUCCACUCCAUCCGAUCUGCGACUGCGGCCCGCAGGACCUGUUCCGCCACCCAAACAGCCACCUCCACCACUUCCACCAUCAAUUCCACUCUGGAUCGAGCGGCAACGCCAAUGCCGACUGCAACGGCAACAACGGCAGCACCAACAGAAACGGCAACACCAGCGGGCAUGGAAACGGCAGCAACAACAAUCUCCGCCGUCGCGGCCCACCUUCGCCUCAUGCAUGCGCAAAGCACCCAAUCUUGGGCUGGCUCUCCACUUUUUUCCACGAGCACUGA
Molecule: messenger RNA, 855 nt
Organism: Polychytrium aggregatum
Lineage: Eukaryota; Fungi; Chytridiomycota; Chytridiomycetes; Polychytriales
Exons: 2
Coding region: 1-855 (284 amino acids)
Source: RefSeq, a predicted model, not a curated record